Messenger RNA from Bufo bufo (common toad), 657 nucleotides. RefSeq names its product transmembrane protein 216 (gene TMEM216). Gene Ontology annotation, biological process: non-motile cilium assembly. The record is from RefSeq and is a predicted model, not a curated record. Gene Ontology annotation, cellular component: ciliary transition zone. Bases 24 to 458 code for a protein of 144 amino acids. The transcript is spliced from 6 exons. Lineage: Eukaryota; Metazoa; Chordata; Amphibia; Anura; Bufonidae.
ACCCGCGUCCCUGGAGCAACAAGAUGGCGUCCAAAGGGAGAAGACGAGGAGUUCUGUCUUCCACCCCGCUAGAAGUUCUCUUCUUCCUCAACGGCUGGUACUGCGCCUCUUACUUUCUCAUUGAAGCGCUGAUAUUUAUAUAUAAAGGUUUGAUUUUGCCCUACCCCACCUCCAAUCUUGUACUGGAGGUGGUGAUGCUUAUUCUUUAUCUUGGCAUUGAGGUCACACGCCUGUAUCUUGGAUGUCGUGGUAACCAGUGUGAGCGAAAACUCCCCCUAGUGGUCAGUGUUGGUCUAACCAUUCCCACUGGUUUGCUUGCAUUGUAUUUCCUAUUCCUUCAAACAUAUGCUUUGAGGCUGGAGACCGUUCUGAGCUGUAUCCUGCUGUUCUUCUAUGGCUUAGAGGCAAUUCUGAGCUGUGCUGCGCUCAUCACAUUCUGCAGAGAACCGAGUUACUGAGUGUCCGGUCGCCCCCGUUCCAGGAUGACUCCUCUGGAUUCCUGAAUGUCCCAUCUCUUGUUUGCUGUGCAAAUCACAGGAGCCUCGAGCUUCUAUCCAGGCUGCAGUAAAGUGACCCGUCACUGCUGGUAGAGACUUGGUAGCGGCACUGAAUAGCAGUCUCGGUUCAUGUGUAUGGGGGGGAGGGGGGGGGGUUGUG